Molecule: messenger RNA, 987 nt
Organism: Colletotrichum scovillei
Lineage: Eukaryota; Fungi; Ascomycota; Sordariomycetes; Glomerellales; Glomerellaceae
Product: alcohol dehydrogenase
Exons: 2
Coding region: 1-987 (328 amino acids)
Molecular function (GO): oxidoreductase activity; zinc ion binding
Source: RefSeq, a predicted model, not a curated record
AUGAAGCGUGUUGAAAUCACGGCGCCCGGUGUUGUGUCGUGGGUCGACCACCCGAAGCCCGAAGCUGGCCCUAAGGACGUUCUUCUCAAAAUCAAAGCCUGCGGAAUCUGCGGCUCAGACAGCCUGUACACCGAUCACGGCGGCAUCCCGCCCUACCAGGGCUGUACGCCCCUCGGCCACGAACCAGCAGGAGAAGUUGCAGAAAUCGGAGCGGGCAUUGAGUCACCAGACGUCGAAGUCGGCGACCAUGUCGUGGUAGACACGAUGGUUUUUCAAGACGGCCUCUUGGGCUCGGGCGGUGCGCAGGGUGCGCUGUGCGAAUACGUCGUCAUCUACAACUACGAGCCACGGAAGCACCUGAAGAAGAUUCCGAAGAGCAUACCCUGGCACAUUGCGGCACUAAACGAGCCCAUGGCGGUCGCCCUGCACGCGGUAAACAGGACGAGCCCGAAACCGGGCUGCAAGGUUGUGGUUUUUGGCGCGGGGCCCAUCGGUCUGGGCGCGGUCUUGGGGUAUCGCAGAAAGGGGGCGAGCCACAUUGUCGUCGUGGACGUGGUCAACGCGAGGCUCGAAAAGGCUCUCAAAGUUGGUGCCGAUGCUGUCGUCAACUCAGCUGAAGCUGAAGAUCUGGCGGCGACGCUGGUCGAGUUGCAAGGAGACGGAGCGACGGCACAAAACCGAGGCACUCGUCCUGGUACCGAUAUCUUUCUGGACGCGGCGGGCGCACCUCCGGUCCCUGCGCAGGUGUGCAAGAUGGCGAAGCGAGGCGCCACAUUCGGCGUGGUAGGAGUCCACAGAAAGCCGACGGAAUUAAACUUUGCACAGUUGAUUUCGACGGAAUUGACGAUUGUCACAGAUGAUAUCGUCGACAAUUGGGACAAGUACGCGGAGAUCGUCAGUGAUCAAAUCCCGUUUGACCAGGCGAUAGACGCGUUGGAGUUGGCCAAAUCAGGCAAAGCGAACAAAGUUGUCGUGGUUUUCGACUGA